Molecule: messenger RNA, 1038 nt
Organism: Ordospora pajunii
Lineage: Eukaryota; Fungi; Microsporidia; Ordosporidae
Product: endonuclease
Exons: 1
Coding region: 1-1038 (345 amino acids)
Molecular function (GO): DNA binding; 5'-3' exonuclease activity; 5'-flap endonuclease activity
Source: RefSeq, a predicted model, not a curated record
AUGGGGAUAAGGCAGUUGUCGAAGUUGUUGAAGGAGAACUGUACGAAAGGGAUCAGAGAGAGGCCGUUGUCGUACUACUCGUCUAAGAGUGUUGCGGUCGAUGCAUCGAUGUCGCUGUAUCAGUUUUUGAUAGCUGUUCGUUCUGAGGGAGCAAUGCUAGGGGUUGGGGAUGCAGCUACAUCGCACCUGGUUGGGAUGUUUUACAGGACUGUCAAGAUGGUGGAGCUUGGGAUUCUUCCGGUAUAUGUGUUUGAUGGAGUGCCUCCAGCACUCAAGAUGAGGGAGCUGGAGAAGAGGAGUGAGCGAAGGCUUGCAGCAGACAAGGAUUAUAAGGAGGCAGAGGAGGCAGGCGACAAGGAAAAGAUGGAUAUGCACUCCAAGCGGAAGGCAAAGGUGAGUUCGGUGCAUGUUGAUGAAUGCAAGAGGCUACUGAGCCUGAUGGGGAUGCCUUUUGAGAAUGCGCCUAGUGAGGCAGAAGCACAUUGUGCGUUUCUAUGCAAGAAAGAGGCUGUGUAUGGGGUUGCCACAGAAGACAUGGACGGACUAACGUUUGGAGCGCCUGUGCUUUUGAGAAACUUUUUUGGAUCGAAUGCAAAGAGACACAUGGUUACUGAGUACAAUCUUGAGCUGCUGAUGAAGGAGCUGUCACUUGAGAAGAAGGAGUUUAUCGACCUGUGCAUACUACUGGGAUGCGACUACUGUGAAGGGAUAAGAGGAGUUGGUCCAAAGAGAGCAUUGGCGCUGAUACGAGAGCACAGAAGCAUUGAAAAGAUCGUUGAGAACGAGAGACUUGAUGUUUGUAAGGAUUGGGGAUACAAAGAGGCAAGGAGGAUGUUUGAAGAUCUUGCAGGUGCUGGAGAAGCAAGCAGGUAUAGCAUUAAUUGGGAUGCAGUAGACAGGGAAGGAAUAACUGAGUUUCUUGUUAAUCAAAGAGGAUUUGAUUUGGUUAGGGUAAACCGAGCGGUUGAUAAACUGCUUGCCACGAAGGGAAAAGGAACACAAGGAAGGCUGGAUUUAUUUCUUGCACAAGACAAAUGA